AUGACGGGACUUUAUGUUGCUAUUGAAUGCCUUGUUCCCGAUGAAGAUGAAAAUGAUACUUUGAGACAAGAAUUGAAUCUCUACAUUGAUUUAAAUGGACAAUUUGGAUCUCCAGCUGCUAAAAGGACUAUGACAAAAGUUGCACAAUAUGUUGAGGAUAAUGAUGAUUGGACAAUACCAACGGAAGAUGAGCUUCAAGACUUUGUGGAUGGUGGUGAUGACCUUCUUUGGUCAGAUGUGCAAGAAGCAAUGGGAAAGAAUGUAGAUGCUCAUCCAAAUGUUAGGAGAAAAGGAGAACAUUAUAGAGAUGAUGAUGAUGAUAUUGUAGAUGUGGGGAAUGAUCUUGAUGAAGAAGUGAAUGCCUUGGAUGAUGUUGGCUCGGAUGCUGAACCUGUGCCAUGCGAUUAA
This is a messenger RNA of Lactuca saligna, 408 nucleotides long. The record is from the annotation of a GenBank genome assembly. NCBI's taxonomy places the organism in Eukaryota, Viridiplantae, Streptophyta, Magnoliopsida, Asterales, Asteraceae.